Saccostrea echinata is the source of this 5565-nucleotide messenger RNA. Its product is annotated as sterile alpha motif domain-containing protein 9-like. Gene Ontology annotation, molecular function: protein binding. Bases 1 to 5565 code for a protein of 1854 amino acids. NCBI's taxonomy places the organism in Eukaryota, Metazoa, Mollusca, Bivalvia, Ostreida, Ostreidae. Gene Ontology annotation, cellular component: cytoplasm. The record is from RefSeq and is a predicted model, not a curated record. The transcript has 5 exons.
AUGGAUAAAGCCGAGAAGAAGAAAAUACAGAAAAAUUGGAGUUAUCUUAAAGAAAACAUUGAUAUAGAAAGUACAACCUUUCUUGAUACGUUAUUUGAAUCUGAUAUUUCUCAGGAUGAUUUUGAAAGAGUUAAGGCCGAAUGUACGAGUGGCGAUAAAAUUGAUAGGUGCCUGCGCAUACUGUACACAAAGACAAAUGGUUACAGUGGGUUAUGCCGUGCGUUAGAAUCCAGUCACCAUGAUUUUGUACUGGAAACUCUCCAGAAAACUGUAAUAAACUUAAAAGAAAUAGAAGAAGAGGAACAGAAGACUAUUGACACUCUAAAGGAAAUUUUGCAUGAUUACUAUAGAGCAGACCAAACUUGCUUUGUGAUGAAGAAGGAUAUUGAAGAUGAUGUUCAUUACGAAUUCAGUCAACAACAGCAGUCCUCUGAUUGUGAUUCUUGGGACUAUAUAUACAGAACAUUGAAGGAAGAGUUUCCAGAUGUACAAUAUAAGCAAAAGAAAAGGAAGGAAAGGAUCUUUGGAAUUAAAAGAAAAAUAGAUUUUUCCAGUGACGAAGACAACUCAGUAUCUGACCCGGAAAAUGCAGAAAGAUUUGUUCGGAAUAUGAAUUUAAAAGACCAUACAGAUAAUGAAAGCCAAGGAAAAACGUCUACAAUCACAAAAUCAUUAAAGGAUAAAGACGUGCAUGGCCUUUGUAAUAUCUUGAAAGCCAGGUUUCUAGAAAAAGGAAUUGAAAAAUCCAUUUUAGAAACUUUUGUAAAAGAGGGCGUUAAUGGGGAAGUAUUUUGUACGCUUUCAAUUGAGGAUAUGCACUAUCUAUUUCCGAGAGAAAACUUCCCUAACUUUUCAUUUGGGCAAAGAAAACUCAUCAUUAACAUUCGUGAUGAAAUGGUCCGGGCAGAAAAUAAUGUACCUCUAUUUCCUGAUAACCAGCCGGAGGAAGAACAGUCAGGUAUGAAAGAUAUUGGUCAGGGGGCAGAAUACCCAACAGAUUAUGCGAUUUCAGACAAAUUUCGCGAAACGUUUCGAAAAUUUGGAUUUGCCGCCAAUGACAGAGACAAAUAUAUUUUUGAUUCUAUCCUUACAUCAGAAAACCAAAUCACCAACAGUCUUUUGGAAACGGUGCACAAUUUUAUGUAUGAAGAAAUGGCUGAAUCUUUAAUCCCAGGAUGGAUAGCUAGAACAUCCAUACCUUUUAUUGCUAGCUGUCUGAAUGAACGUAUAAAUGGUACCAUUCAUUUUGGAGUGAAGAUACUAUCCAAUGAAGGCCUAUUAAAAGGAAAUAUAAUCGGACUGUCUGCAAACAAACAAAAGAUAAAACGAUGUAUUUAUGAAGCUCUACGGAAUGCCUUCUUUGACGAUGAUUUUGAAAUUGUUAGUCGAUGUGUGCAACCUCCCCAAUUCAUCCCUGUUGUAGAUUAUGAGGAGGGUAAAACAGGAAAACGCUUUAUUAUUGAAAUAGACAUAAUUCCUAGUUCUACCCUCGUAGAAGAGACUGCAUUCUUUGUGAGAAAUCCAACCAUCUCCUCAACGAAAGUACCAAAAAGAUGUCUGUUUAGAUUUAAAAAAGGAACAGCCAUUCCAAUGAUUCUGUCAGAUGAACAAGAACAUUCAUUUAUGAAUACUAAGUCCAAAUUAUCCCAGGAACGCAGAAAUCAGGAAGAAAAUAGGAAUCAGUCAUCUUCAAAGACUCAAAACCUUCGCCAACAGUUUUUAAAUUUAUUUUCAGCUGGAAAUGACGUAUUACUUGAGGAAAUUUAUCCUAUUUUAUUUUUAAGUCCACUGGGCAGUGAUAUAGGAGAGGAAUUCACUGCAGAGAAUUUUGAAUUUCUAAAUGACAUCGAUCCCAGUGUUAUAUUUGAUUUUGACUCCUGUAGUGAAGGGAAGGGCAUGUUCCAUUUCGUUGAAGAUGAUCAAAAGAAGAUCUUUAAAGUCCUUACUACGGAUACAUUUGAUAAAAACAGUGAAGAAAACGUGGGUAAAGACACCUUAAACAAUGCCUUAGAAGACUUGAGAACAUCUGCUAUCAAGCCAUGGGUAUUCUGCAAUGGUUAUCAACCCAUUAGAAAAGACCCUUUCAAAAAAUUAGCAUGGAAACAAAGCAGAAGCAAUGGAUUUAAAGAGGCAGUUCGUUUUUUCUAUGGGGAAAUACCGGAAGAUCGUGCUAUUAUUGUAUUCCUCCUUUUUUCGAAAAACUAUGAUAUUAUGUUGGACGCUGCAGAUGAAGUUUUGUCUAAAUUUCCAGACCAAUGGCUUCUUCUUGCUACAAAUGAAUCAAUUGCCAAUAACUGGAAAGAAAAUUUAUUAGACAGAGAAAGUGUAGACAAAAAGACUUUGGACAAACGAUGCGUGAUAGGGAUGCCAUGGAAACAUGUAAAUGAAAUGAUAAAAAAGGUCAUGGGAACAAAAGAAAAAUCUGUAAGUGAAAUAGCAAUAUCAACUGGUGGAUGCUGCCCCCUGAAAGAAAAAACAAAGAAUGAACUAUUUGAUCUUGAAAUUUUGUGUGCUAAUGAGUGUGAUAACGAUCUCAGCGUCACAAAAGAAAAUGAAGAACAACACAGAAAGAUCGUUGAAGAGGCUUUCUUUAGAGGAGGUGUUGUGCAAUGGUGGAACCUCUGGUUCGAAGAGGAUCACGUUUUAAAGCGCCAUAUACACAAACGCUUGGUGGAGGAAAUUUGUAAUAUUUGUGAAGGGAAUGAAAUGGAUGAUGAAAGCAAAGUGAGUAUUGUUCGCUUAGUUCAUCAACCAGGUGCUGGUGGCACUACUUCUGCUAAACAAGUCUUAUGGGAACUUAGGGAAAAAUAUCGAUGUGCGGUAGCUCGUCGAAUUACUGAGCAGACCUGUGACCAAAUUGAAAAGUUCAGAUGCUAUGAAGAAUCAGAAAACCCCAAACCACCAAUUAUUUUCAUAGAUAACGAGGACGAGGAAAAAUUAACAAAUCUCUUUGCACGAUUAGAAAAUAGGGCGAGAAUCCUUUCCAGAAGAAGUGAAAUACCAUGCAAGGUGUUCUGUGUAUUUCUUCUUUGCUUUCGAUGUGCAAAUCUUCCAAAACAUUUGCUUGAUCAUACAUUUCAGUUACGUCAUGAGCUGAAUGAACAGGAGCUAAAAUGGUUUCGUAGUAAAAAUGAAAAGCUUGAAGAACAGUUUAAAACUAAAGGAGGCGUUAACCCAAUGUUACUUAUUUCAUUCAACAUGCUGAAAGAAAAUUUUAACAAAGAUUACAUAAAGAGAGCUGUGCAAGAAUUUGUGGAUGAUAUAAAAAACGAGCAAGAACAAGCUUUGCUUUGUUAUCUUUCUCUGAUGAAUACAUAUGACUUAGAUUUUCAGUCUGUGCCAAUCAGUGCUUUCGAUCCACUAAUGUCAAACUUUAAAAACAUUAGAAAUGUAGCUUUUGGUUCGGUUACUCAACAGAGACGAGGAUUUCGGGAAACAUCAUGGGAAGUCAAUCUCAAUCCUUCAUUGUUGGUGCUUGUAAAUAGAAGUGCAAGGGUGGAUUUCAGCAGUCAACUAAAAGGGUUUUGCAUCAUUAACCAAUUAUUUGCAAAAGAAAUAUUUACCUAUAUUUCAUCAAAGAAAGGUAUAACAACAAGUGCAAUGAUGAUGCAAUUUCUGGAUUCAGCACUUUUUAAAUCGUUUAACAGGUCGUACGAAGCUCUCAAAAAGAUGGUCAAAGAUAUUAUGAAGAAGCGUGAAUUGUUAUCUACGGGAAGAAAAGAAAACUUUUCAAAGCUUAUUAUGGAGGUUAUAAAUAAUGAGAGCGUAGACAAUGCUGCUAAAAUCUUGGAAAAGGGAUUCGACAUGUUCAAUGACGCAAUGAUUGCUCAGCAGAUAGCACGACUGUACAUGCAUGCUAAGAACUGGGAACAAGCUGAAAAGUAUGCAAAAAUUGCAACACAGAUGAAACCAGAAAACUCAUAUCUAUGGGAUACAUAUGGUCAGGUAUUUAAACGCCAGUUGACAGACAUGUAUUUGGAAACGUCCAAAGAAAUGACAGACUUGCAAGAGAAAGAUGCGUUUGAAGCAAUUCAGCUCGGUAUCAAAGCAAUAAAGAAUUUUAAUAAAGAACAAGAAAAAAGUGAAAAAGAACAUAGCCCAAAAUUAAAUGACGCUGGGUACUUCGCUGAGUUGCGCACGGUACUGAUAUUACUUGAAAUUCUGCAUUUUUGUCCCGAAACGAAUGUCCCUAGUGAUCUUAAAAGAUUUCUCAGUGACAGUCAUUUUAUACCAAAAAUUUUCGAGAAUUUGCCAUCAGAAGACUUAGAGAGCAUAAAAAGCUUUCAGUUUCGAACAAACGACGUUAUGCGAAUAAUUGAAGAGCAAAGUUCGCAAUUGAAGAGCGAUAUAAUGACCAAUGCAACUGUUUGUAAACCAGACUUUACACAACGAAAUUCUUUAGCAAACUUGAGGGAAAAUUUAGAUAACUAUUUUGGAGAGGAUUCUGACAAUAUUCCUGCAUCGUUAAAUGCUCAAGAAAGGGCAGAGUUUAUUCGACGAAGAGUUCGAAGACUUGUCGGGAAUACAUUAACAACAUUAUUAAGAAUGAAAUCAAAAGGAGAAGGACCAUCGAUACUAAAAAAGGUUGAAACUUUGCUGUUUGAAAACUGUAAAUCACCAUACUGCACAUUAACUGAUGUGAGAUUAUUGGUAGGUGUUUCUAUCGUGAGGAAUCUUUCCGAGGAAAACAGAGAUAAAGAAUAUAGAGAAUUGCUGCAGUGGAGUAAACGGGCCCUAGACAUGACUGGAAAAACAGAGGAGAGACCAUUUCUAGAGUUAUACAUGUUUCUAGUUUUGUUGCACUGGCCAACAUUUCAAAGAUACGAAAAAUUUGCAGACGAACUGUGUACAAUAAAACAGUUGCAAGAUGUCAUCAAAAAAUGGAAAAAUAUAUUUUUCCAGAUUUAUCCAAGGCAGCGUGAAGACACUUUUUUGCAUCGAGGAGAUACUACAUUUUUCUUCCUUGGGCGUGGAUCAGCAUUUAGCGAGAUAGUACACUACGAAGAUCUUCAUGAAAAAGGUGACUCUCGGUAUUUUCGAGGAGAUUCAGUAUGGAGAAAGCAAAAUGUUAGAGAUCGACUUCAAAGGGUGCAGGGGCAUUUAAAACCACAGGGUUUGGAAGUUAUAAUCGAUAUUAAGAGCCAACGAGGAAAUAUUGAAACGCUAGUGAUAACAACCUCUCUUCCUGUUGCACAGAGACAUCUGUGGAAUAAGAAGGUUUAUUUUUAUGUAGGAUUUAGUUGGUCUGGUCCCAAAGCUUUUGAUGUUUCUCUGGAGGAGACUCCUUCAUUGGAAACACCGAGGCAGAUUACGUCUCCCCCUGGAUCUUCAGUCAAAAGCAACAGUGGACAAAAAUAUCGUGAUGUCAGCAAGCAUGAAGACUAUCAAAAAAAGAUGCAAGAAUUCAAACAUCGCCUCGAAAAUGUUGAAACGCAAAAGAAAAAGAAAAACCUAACGAAGCAAAAAAAGAGAGAGUUGAUCAUGAAAGAGGACAAGAUCAAACAAGAAAGAGAAGAAUUAAUGAAGAGAAGAGAGGAGUUUCUCUCGGGGGCGCCUUCUACAUAG